UCAUGACGUCACUGUAAGCGGAAGUGAAGGAGAGUUCCAGAAAGAGCGGCGGGUGCGCGAGAUUCACAAACACACACAACUAUAACAAUAACUACUGUAAUCAUAAUAACAGAGCGAUACUGUACAGUAUUAUAAGGGAGUAUCAGCUGACAGAAUCACUGACUAUCCAUCAUGACGACCAUCGAUUACAGUGUGUGGGAUCAUAUCGAGGUUUCUGAUGAUGAAGAUGAUACUCAUCCGAAUAUCGACACUCCGAGCCUGUUCCGCUGGAGACACCAGGCUCGGGUGGACCGUAUGGAGGUGUUCCUGAAGCAGGGCGAGGAGCUGGAGAAGAGCCUGAUGGAGAGCAGGAGGAAGCUGGAGGAGGCGCAGCGCAGGGUGAAGGAGCUGAAGGAGAAGGAGGAGGUGAAGGAGGCCGGGUCCACAGACCAGGAGAAGGAGCUGAGUAAAGCCCAGGCGGAGGAGAAGCAGCUGAGGAAGGAGGAGCGGUCCUGGCAGAAGAAGAUGGAGGAGCACCGCAGAGAGGAGAAGAAGAUGCCCUGGAACGUGGACACACUCAGCAAAGAGGGCUUCAGUAAGGUGCGACACACUCAC
Molecule: messenger RNA, 594 nt
Organism: Rhinichthys klamathensis goyatoka
Lineage: Eukaryota; Metazoa; Chordata; Actinopteri; Cypriniformes; Leuciscidae
Gene: cdc37
Product: cell division cycle 37 homolog (S. cerevisiae)
Exons: 2
Biological process (GO): protein stabilization; protein folding
Cellular component (GO): cytoplasm
Molecular function (GO): protein kinase binding; heat shock protein binding; protein-folding chaperone binding
Source: RefSeq, a predicted model, not a curated record